ACCUUCAUUCCAGGGGAGACCUUCGCCUCUACUGGUUUCCAGUUCAGGAGGGCCCACAACACGGUCUCCAAGAUAGUGCACGAAGUGUGCAUAGCUAUAUAUGAAGUUUUGGCACCUGACUUCAUCAAGCUACCAUCAACGCCGGGCGAGUGGAGACAAGUUGCCCGGGGGUUUGAAGAGCUGUGGCAGUUCCCGCAUUGCCUGGGCGCCUUAGAUGGCAAACAUGUGACCAUCUGCCCACCUCUGGGUACAGGAGCCAUGUACCGGAACUACAAGGGCACAUUCAGCAUUGUGCUGAUGGCUCUUGUAGAUGCCGACCUCAAGUUCCUGUACGCAGAUGUGGGCAGGAAUGGACGGAUGAACGAUAGCGGUGUCUGGGCUGCCACAAGCUUACGGGCACAUAUCGACCGUGGCUCUGCUGGUUUCCCGGAGCCAGCACAGCUGCCAAACUCAUCGAAGGUGGCACCGUUCGUUAUUAUUGGUGACGAAGGGUUUGAACUCAAGCCGUACCUGCUGAGGCCCUUUCCAGCAGCUGAGCUAAAGGAUCCAGAGACGAUGUUCAACUAUCGACUCUCCCGGGGACGUCGCAUUGUGGAAAAUAGCUUCGGAAUCCUCCGCAACCGGUUCCAAGUCUACGGGCACCCUCUUCGGCAAAAGCCUCACAGGGCUGUCAAAGUUGUGAAGGCAACAAUUGCAUUGCACAACUUCCUCCGGACGAAGAACAGUUCAAGGGGGAGGUACACGCCUCCAGAAAGUCUCGACGUUGAGGACGUCCUCACAGGAACAGUACGCGGUGGCACAUGGAGGAAAGACGUGAACGACAAGGUAGUCUUCCCUGUGCAACGCAUUGGCGGCAAGCCAUCAACCGACGCCAAAGCCGUUCGGACGGUCUUCAAGGAGUACUUCUGGGAUGAAGGCCAAGUCUCUUGGCAGUGGAAGUUACUGAAGUAAUGCCACCACAACGACCUGUGAAGAUAUGGCUGCUUCCACGAGGGCCUUAUGCGCGGCAAGCAUGCCCAGCUGCCUGCUGGUACCCCUUGAUAUCGUCCGAGCAAGCCCCUCCAUCAUCAGGCCAAAGCCCCGACACUCAUCAGGCUCCACCUCCCUGGCAGACUUGAGGCUGUUUACAGCUGCCUGCAGCAGUGCCGCCUUGUUUGUCGCCAGUUCCUCCGUGCUGUGACGGCGGCUCCUUUUGGCCGGUGCCUCAGGUGGUGGACUUUCGUCUUCGGACCUGUAGUCAUCGGGCACGUGGCAGGAAUCCUGCAGACAAUUUGUGUUGCAUCUUAUCCUUUUCUUUCAUUUGCAAGUGUUGAACUAAAGAGAACUUUCAGUGGAUGUUAUGUGCAGAUUUUCACACAAGUGUUAAACAAAAUAUUGGACUUUUAGUGUAUGUAACAUGCAGUUUUUCACAAAAACAGUUUAACAUGUGUAGUUAACAAGGCCAUCAUGAUUCCACAAGGUACUAAUUGCCGAAGUAAAACCUAAGGCAUAGGGAGGGGCUCAUACACUCAGUGAGACAAGAUAUCUCUGCAGUUGUUAUGGAACACUGCUGCAAUCCUCCCAUAUUUGGAGGUGCUGACAUCAACAGUGAUGGGUAUUAUAAUAAUCUUUUAAGUGCUUUUUUAAAUAUAAUUUUCUCAAUUUUUGUGUGAGGGCUAUAGCAUGCAGAUCUGCAGCACCUUUUGGCAAAUAUAUGGCCAUAUGUAAUGAGUACUCCUCUCCGUCGUGGAGCUAAAUAUUUGGGCACCGUAGGCGUCAUACAGUUUGGUCAUGAACUCGAUUUUUUAGCGAUCCUGGGCCCCCGAAAUAUAUGCUGCAAGCACCAACUUUUCUCGGUCAAGGGGGAAAAGUCCCCUCGGUUAAGGCACUCACCAUAUCCUCUUGGGAAACAUGGACUGCUUCAGGCGCCUCGGCAGUCGACUCACUUGGAGCUUCCGGUGCACCACCGGACAAAAACUUCAUUUUCUUGAAGUGCACCCAUUUUGGGACAUGGACAUCGUCGGCCCCAGCACCAGAGCGUUGCGUGUCUUUUACCUUCCGGUUCUCUCUCUGGUACUGGGACCGGAGGUUCGUCCACUUGUUCUUUACUUUGUCAACUGCAAUGUAUUGAAACAAAAUUAUGACACCUUCACAAACAGCAGCACAAUUUUGAGGUGUUGAAUGCUCCAAAGUGUGUUGAUGUCAAAUCUCCGAAAUUUAUGCUAAUGUGUUUACUCAGUCAUUCUUGAAUAAAACUGGUGUGUCUGCUGAUCUAAA
Messenger RNA from Ixodes scapularis (black-legged tick), 2256 nucleotides. RefSeq names its product protein ALP1-like. NCBI's taxonomy places the organism in Eukaryota, Metazoa, Arthropoda, Arachnida, Ixodida, Ixodidae. The record is from RefSeq and is a predicted model, not a curated record. The transcript has 5 exons. The annotation marks the transcript as partial.